AUGGAAGCAGACAGCUUCGGACUCAACAUAUCCUCCCCCAACGACAGAGAUUCGGACUUGGAGGCUGAUGGUGAAUGGGAAGAUGUCGUACCGAAAUCUGAGAAGAUGGAAGAACACUUUGCAUACGUGCAGGCAGCCACUUCACUCCAGCACGUACGCCAGCACUUGACAUCACAAUUCGAAAGCCUAUUCUUCAAAUACUUAGCCAUUCGACAUACCGUCGGAAGUUGUGACAAGCAUCAUGUGCAUCCUGAGGAUGAGGAAGUUAGCGAGAUACUUUUUCGCUUACUGAGUACAUCUCUUAAUGCCCUUGGCACGAAUAAGAAGAGAAACUUCAACAGCCCAAAGCACUGGAAGAUCCGGGGACUCGAGAUCCUGUACCCGAAACCGACAUCUCGCAACGCGACUUUGUUUCUUGGGAAAUGGUCUCUUGAACAUGGGAUUCGACUACGACCCGAUAGCCGUCGACACAGUAGAUAG
Molecule: messenger RNA, 480 nt
Organism: Fusarium fujikuroi IMI 58289
Lineage: Eukaryota; Fungi; Ascomycota; Sordariomycetes; Hypocreales; Nectriaceae
Exons: 3
Coding region: 1-480 (159 amino acids)
Source: RefSeq, a predicted model, not a curated record